Fulvia fulva is the source of this 1725-nucleotide messenger RNA. Its product is annotated as MFS-type transporter dbaD. Gene Ontology annotation, cellular component: fungal-type vacuole membrane. The transcript has 2 exons. Gene Ontology annotation, molecular function: transmembrane transporter activity. The coding region runs from base 1 to 1725 and encodes 574 amino acids. The record is from RefSeq and is a predicted model, not a curated record. Gene Ontology annotation, biological process: transmembrane transport. Lineage: Eukaryota; Fungi; Ascomycota; Dothideomycetes; Mycosphaerellales; Mycosphaerellaceae.
AUGGCGCACAAGGAGGACGAUUUUCAUUUCCAGAUGCGCGAAUCGCCUUUGCAUUCGAGGGACCAAUCGAUCGCAUCCAACUGGCGUGGCCAUGCGAGGGACGAGUCUGCAGCCUCAGGCUUUGCUGCGUUCCACAGACCACUAACGCAGGACUCGCAUCGACCUUUUGGGGAUUCAAACUUUACCAACUCCAGCAGCAACCUCGUGCCAUACCACGAGCGAAAUGUCUCAGAUAUUGUAUCCCCGACACAGCAGGCCUUUAUGUCGAGAGACGACAUUCGCCGCGCUGCCUCGCCUGGCUUCCACCCAGGCUAUCCAGGUCCAGAAUCCCCAACGUCGUCUACCAACGGAAGGACAUGGCCUACGGAGUCACCAUUAGCCAUACCUCACAAUGCGGCGCACCACGGCGACAAAGGCCCAUCGAUUAGUUCAGUCGUCAAGGAGUAUCUUUCACCUUCGCCCGCAGAAUCAACUCACAAUCCCCCGCCUGGACCACCUGGAGGACCACCCCCUGAUGGCGGCACAACCGCGUGGCUGCAAGUACUUGCUGGUUACUUCCUAUUCUUCAACACGUGGGGCCUGAUCAACGCUUUCGGCGUGUUCCAAUCGUACUACAAGGAAACUCUGAUCCGCGGCCAGACAAACUCAUCGAUAGCAUGGAUAGGCACAUUGACCUCAUUCUUCCUAUGCGCAUCACCCAUAUCCUGGGGCCCCAUCUUCGACAUUGGCUCGCCACGACUACUUGUCCUUUUCGGUUCCUUCUCUGUGGCACUUGGCAUAAUGAUGAUGUCUCUCUGCGACAAAUACUGGCAACUGAUCCUCGCCCAAGGCAUCUGCUGUGGCCUGGGCGGCGGCGCGCUCUUCAUCACAGCCACCUCCGUCCUCCCUUCGUACUUCAGCAAAAAGCGCGCUCUGGCGAUGGGCAUCUCAGCCUCUGGCUCCUCCCUGGGCGGCGUCAUGUACCCCAUCGUCUUCACCUACGUCCAGCCAGUCCUUGGCUUCGGCUGGGCUGUCCGCAUCAUAGGCUUCAUCGCCAUCCUCACCCUCACAAUCCCCUGCACCCUCAUCAAACCCCGCGCCAAACCCCCCGGCGCGCGUAAAAUCUUCGACACCUCCAUCCUCCUCGAACUCCCCUUCGAAAUCAUGAACCUCGCCACCUUCUUCGGCUUCGUCGGCCAAUACAUCCCCUACUUCUUCAUCGAGCAAUUCGCCGCCCAGCACUCCCUCGACUUCCAAUUCUGGAUGCUCAUCUUCCUCAACGUCGGCUCCAUCCCCGGCCGCAUCAUCCCCUCCCUCAUCGCAGACAAAUUCUUCCACCCGUUAAAAGUCCUCGCAACCACCACCGCCGCAGCGACGAUUCUGGCGUUCUGCUGGAUUGCGAUUAAACACUCUACCCCGGGCCUGAUUGUGUGGUGCUUCCUCUACGGCUUCUGCUCCGGCGCGUUCGUAUCCCUCCAAGGCGCCGCAGUCGCGUCCAUGACCAGCGACCUGCGCACGAUCGGCACGCGCUUCGGGAUCAACAUGUUCGCCGGCGCGUUAGGAAUUCUGAUCGGAAGUCCCGUCGGCGGCGCUAUCUUUCCUGAAAGUUGGCCGGGAGCGCAGAGCUUUUGUGGUGCGACGUUGUUACUGGCUGCGAUUUCGAUUGUUGGGUGUUGGUUUAGUUAUCAGCGUCCGUUGGUCCGCGGUCGCGGCGGCGCGGCUAAGAAUAGAGGAGGAGUCGCGUAG